UUCAGAGUGAAAUAUUCUGAAAUACCCUUAAACUCCUUAUUUGAAAUGUGUAGAGUAUUGGAAUAUCUGUUUUUAAAAAGUGUGGGUUUUUUGUCAUUCCAAAAAAUGGAUUUAGGAAAAUAAAUUUUGCGAAAAUAAAAUUUUCAAAUUGGCUGAAAGUUGUGAUUGAUUUUAGGACUUGUGGAAAAGUGAAAGUUGCAUGACAUGUUUUCAUGCAGUUGUAUUUUGAUAUGGUGUGUGAUUAAUUAUGCAGUGAUCAUAUGAUUCUUUUCAUAUUAAAUCAACUUUUCUUCAAUACUAAACAAUAGUGAGCUAAUGGUUUCGAUUCAAUGGCGUUUGAUUGGAUGCAGCAGAUAUAUUGUUUAAAUGGAACAGACUAGACGCUUCGGGUAUUUGACAACAAUUUCUUUCUUGAUUGCAACUUGGAUCAGUGUGUGACAAGACUGGAAAGAAUAUGGCAGCAUUAUAGACAUGCUAUACCGAUGGACUAAUAAUUUUUUUUUUAAAGACAGUAUUACAAAUUUCAACGAACUAUAUUAUCUAAUAUGUCCUAUAUUUGGUUUUAUCAUCAUGGCGGACAUGAUAAUGGUGCUGGUAGACAUGUAAAUAGUGGUAACCGUGGCAAUCAUUCACGUCGUUAUCCGAGACCGAUGAGGGAGAGAUCGUAUCGUCAAUUCCCUCAUCACAGGAAUAGUGGUGUGCUAGGGCUCAGUAAGAGCAUUGAUACACUUCCACCACCUCCACAAGUACGUGUUGAGUUUUUUACCAAUGAGAAAUCGUUCAAGGAGAGGCUACAGUUAUAUUUCAUCAAAAAUCAAAGAUCAAGUUUGCGUAUUCGUAUAUUCAAUCUUGUGAUCAAGCUAUUAACAUGUGUCUUGUAUACAGUGCGAGUACUUACAGAAAACAUACCGCCAGACUGUGAUAGUUUACCAGACACAGUAUCAACAAACAAUGGCAGUGACGUUGUGGAGGAGGUUAAUUGUUGGAAGAGUAUUGACAAGGAGAUGUUUCAGGAACACCCUACAAUUCAUUGGGAUCACAUUAUCUGGGUGGACAGACACAAUGUUUUGCUGUUUGUACAGGUCACAGUGGCUGUUAUCAGUCUUUCAGAGACUAUUCUUGUACAGUAUCUUAGCUACAAGUAUUUUAGCAGCAAGGGUAACAUCUUGCAGCAGAUACUGUCCGUUGAGUUCAUUCUGGAAUUAUUUCUCACCGUACCAUUCAUCAUUACAAUUUUUUGGGCGCCAUUACGUCGGCUCUUCAUCCCAGUGUUUCUCAACUGCUGGUUGGCGAAACAGUCCAUGCAAAACAUGUUUAAUGAUUUACAUCGUGUCAUGCAGAAAUCUCAGUCAGCCCUUGCUCAACAACUCAUGAUUUUAUGUGCUACUCUUAUUUGCCUUGUUUUUAUUAGUGCCUGUGGUAUCCAACACCUCCAGCGAGGAGGUAACAGACAGCUGGAUCUGUUUGAGGCCAUGUAUUUCACCAUCGUAACAUUGUCUACCGUAGGUUACGGAGAUAUACAUCCUGAUAUAUGGCCUAGUCGACUCUGGAUGCUAUGCAUGAUUGUAGCUGCCUUGCUUGUCUUGCCCACACAGCUUGAACAGCUGGCUUACACCUGGAUGGAGAGACAGAAGCAGGGUGGGACGUACAGUAGUCAUAGAGCCCAGACAGAAAAACAUGUGGUAGUGUGUACAACUACCUUACAAGCUGAUACUAUCAUGGACUUCCUUAAUGAGUUCUACUCACAUCCCAAAUUACAGGAUUAUUUCGUGGUGUUGCUGUCACCCUGUGAGCUUGACCCAACAAUGAAAGUAUUGCUUCAAGUCCCAAUGUGGGCCCAGAGAGUGAUUUUCAUUCAGGGGUCAGCCCUUAAAGACACUGAUCUUGCCAGGUGCAGGGUUCAAGAUGCUGAAGCCUGCUUUAUUCUCUCAACACAAAAUGUGGAAAACAAGGAAGCUGCUGACCAACAUACCAUAAUGAGAUCAUGGGCAAUCAAAGAUUUUGCUCCAGAAUGUCCACAGUAUGUCCAGAUAUUCAGACCUGAAAAUAAGUUCCACGUCAAAUUUGCAGAGCAUGUGGUUUGUGUAGAUGAGUUUAAAUAUGCCCUUCUUGCCAACAACUGUUUAUGUCCAGCCACGUCUACAUUAGUUACUUUAUUGUUGCAUACAUCUCGAGGACAGGAAGGGCAGUCAUCUUCGGAAGAAUGGCAGCGUUUAUACGGCAAGUGCUCCGGAAACGAGAUAUACCAUAUUAGACUCGGAGAAAGUAAAUUCUUUGGAGAAUACAAAGGAAAGAGCUUCACAUACGCUUCUUUUCAUGCUCAUAGAAAGUAUGGUGUAAGCCUAGUUGGUGUUCAACAGAACAGUGGUGUUUCUACUAUACAGCUCAACCCAGGACCACGACACAUUAUGAAGGAGUCAGAUAUUUGUUUCUAUAUGAAUAUAUCAAAGGAAGAGAACUCUGCUUUCAUUUUAGCUCAUCCGAACCAAGAGGAAUCUAAGCUGGACAGAAAGCUGAUGCAAGGAGGAGAACAUACGUCGAAAGUUGCGAGUGUUAUCGCUAGUGUUGGGACAAUGGCUUUAGAGUUGCAGCACACACGUCUAAUCAAUGCCCCUCCUGAGAUAAAAAGAACGGGCAGUCGGCGCACCAAGCUGGAGUUACCUGCGGGUUUGACAGCAGCUAAUCUACAGAAAAGACCAAGUAUUGCACCUGUGCCUGCCUUUGUAGAGGCUUCAGAUAUUACUAUACAGAUAGAGGAAGAGACGAUGUCCGAGGACAGCUUGCCAUAUGUUGAUGAAGAGGAUAAUCCAGAAUAUGUACGAGGAUUUCCGCCAGUGACACCUUACAUAGGAACAAGUCCAACUUUAUGUCAUCUUAUGAGAGAAAAACGUCCACUUUGUUGUCUUCAACUUGUACAGCUGUGUGAACACUGCAGCUUCAACAACGCUAAAGAGUAUCAUUGGCCAAACCCGACCAUUAUUGUUGCAGCAGACUAUGCCAGUAAUGGUCUAUACAACUUCAUUGUACCUUUGCGCUCCCAUGCAAGGCCAAGCAAUACAUUAAAUCCCAUUGUUUUAGUACUAGAAAAGAGACCAGACACAACAUUCCUUGAGACAAUAUGUCAUUUUCCAAUGGUUUACUGGAUGCUUGGGUCAAUAGAUGCAAUAGAUGAUUUACUGCGAGCAGGUAUAAACCUUGCUGAUAAUGUUGUGAUAGUGAACAAGGAGAGUUCCAACUCCCAGGAGGAGGAGACCCUAGCUGAUUGUAAUACCAUCGUAGCUGUACAAAGUAUAUUUAGAUUAUUUCCAAGUGCCAACAUUAUAACAGAGUUAACUCAAUCAUCAAACAUGAGGUUUAUGCAGUUCCAAGCUAAUGAUUCAUACUCUUAUGAAUUGUCAAAACAAGAAAAGAAAGAGAAAGAGCGAGGGUCUCACAUAUCGUAUAUGUUCCGUCUGCCAUUUGCUGCGGGGAAUGUUUUCAGUGCCAGUAUGUUAGACACGCUGUUAUACCAAGCUUUUGUGAAGGAUUAUCUCAUCACAUUUGUAAGACUUUUACUCGGCAUUGACCAGGCUGUCGGCUCCGGACAUUUGUCAUGUAUGAAGAUAACUAAAGAUGAUCUGUGGAUAAGAACCUAUGGUAGAUUGUACCAAAAACUUUGUUCCACAACGUGUGAAAUUCCAAUAGGAAUUUACAGAACUCAGACCAAGUCAUGUCGCUCACCUCCUGUCAAUACUUCCAAUGCCUCAUUCAUGUCCAGAGACCAGUCAGCAUUAAAUUUAGCAUUUAGAAAUUCUGUAAGAGGGCGCACUUAUAGAAACCAGAACGGGGUAUCACUGAACAUGAUGACUGGUGGAGACAGGCAUGAUGAUCACUCCGGUCAAGUCAACCCAGAACUUCAUGAGAUCAGUCAAAUGGUCAAAUGUAGAAUGCAAAGUAUUGGCCAGCCACUAGAUGACUAUGAUGAAAAGAAUGAAAAGAAAGAUACUAUAUCUUAUGUUGUCAUCAACCCAGGAUACGACUUGCAACUCAAACUGGGAGAUGUUGUUUACUUAAUUAGACCGAGUUCUUUGUCACCCAAACCUUCUCCUUUGAUUGAUGAAAGGAAACAGAUGCAGCAUCAUAUGAAUGGGAAGAGGGAGGAGCCAACAGGGGCAGACAAUGCUGAGAUUCAGGCAGCUGAUACUGUUGUUAAAACUAAAGGGAGAAUUGUCAAAGAUGGCAAUAACAGGAUUCCAAUAAUAUAUAUGGAUGAUAGUGAGACUGAAGAUGAAAUGACAGAAAAUGAUAAAACAACCAGCGAAAACACAGAAAGAAACAAAAAUAUUCCGACCUUUGACCUCAUGACUGAUGAUGAUGAGCAGGAAGAUGUGAGUAAACAUAUUAGCAGAUCUGACAGCCUCGAACCCCCAGUUAUAGCUGUUAAAGGGACAGUGGUAUGAAACUUUGUUGACCAUUUAUGAUGAACAGUUAAAGGUGAAAUAGAAAUGUUGGUGCGAAGCACUAUGAAAUGCUCAUGAAACAGUUGAAGCUUUGAGAGGGAGAGUUUUUGUUGAGGGAGGAUAACCACUGAUGAGAUCAGUCACUACUGUUUGUUUAAUGGUACCGGUAGCUUGAAGCAUUAAUUAUAGGCUUUAAAUCUUCAAGAAGGGCCUCCAGAGCUCAGUGGUGAAAUAAAUAAACAAAUAAAUGUGUAAAUUAUUGUGUUACUUCCAGGAUAGUUUUUUUAUUUAUUUGAGUGCAUUUUAAGAACUGUUGAAGCAUAUUGUGUUAAAGAAGUUAGGUUAAGUUGUUUUUUGACAUUCUAAAUCUGUGUAAAGUACAAUCCCUGUGGGGAAAUUUUACUAAAAACAUACCUGUGAUAUUUUGAUAUUUUAUUUAAAGAUUUAAUAUUAGAUUACCAGAUUUGCUUGUAGAUUGAACUCUGAAUUUAGAUACAAAUUCUUUGAAACUUGUUUUAUUUUAGAAAAAUUAAAUAUGAGAACUUAUUAAUAAUCAUCAUUUCAUCACCUUCAUGUAUACUGGAAAUACUUGUUUGACUUGUGUAGUGAAUAUUGUCAGUAUGUGUAAUGUGUAUCAAAAAUGGUUGUGAUUUUUAUAUUUUAACAUGGUCUUUUGUUUAUCUAUUUUUGUGUGAAUUUCAAUAUUCAACGGCAACUGCAUAAGCAGGAAGAUUUGUGAUAUCAUUUUCUAUUUAGACAGUCAAGUUUCCUGGUUGUUCUGUUUAAUAGUAUUAUAUAUCGAUCAUAGUAAUAUAUAAGUUAUAUUUUACACAAUUUGUAUUUUUAUCUAAAGCUUUAAAGUAUAACAAGGUGUCACUAUUUUAAAUCUAUUUAUUACAAUUUUGAUUGAAUCAAACUUAAUCUGGUUGGACAUUUUUUAUGUUGUGUAAUUUUCAAUAUGAUGCUUUAUUUUGCUAUUUUAAUUGUUGGAAAUUUACUUUAAAAUUGGUUAUGGUCACUGCUUGUUGAUGCUGUUUAGAGGUAAAUUAUGUGAUGUGGCAAUGUUUUAGUGAUUUUCUUUGUUAUGGGAGAUUUUUGCAAAAUUAAGACGCCAAUUGAAAAAUUAAUUUUUGUGUAGCUGCUAGCACAUACAACAAUUCCAUAGAUUUGGAUAUAAGUGUAUUACACAGUUAUGUCUCCCACCACACAGUGGUGUGGGAGACAUAUUGGUUUACUCCUGUCUGUGUGUGUGUUUGUCUGUAUGUCAGUCUGUCUGUCACAAAGCUUGUCCGCACUCUUAAGUCGAACAUUUCUCAUCCGAUCUUCACCAAACUUGAACAAAACGUGUUUGCCAAUAAGUCCUUGGCCAAUUUCGAUAACUAGCCGAAUCGGCCCAGGCACUUCGGAAUUAUGGCCCUUGAAACUUGUUUUUUGAUAAUCAAAGCACUCAAAGUCUGAUAAGGCAGUUGAGGUCUUGGUGCAUGGUUGACUCAUAUACUACUAUUCAGAUGAUAAGGCAGUUGUGGGAGACAUACGCUUUUCUCAAAAGCAGCUCUAGUUUAUAUAUAACCCGCUUCACGGUUGGCAGCUUGUGGGCUUAAAUAAUAAAAACUAACGAUCAACUAACCAAACAUUUAAUAGAAAUGAACAAUAAAAUUUAACAAAGAUAAAUUAUGAAAUCAAACUUAAAUCCUUUUUAAUUACUGGUAUCAAAAUUGUAUGUUUAACCAAUAUUUCCACACUCAAAAAGUCUUCUAUGAGAAAUUGCAAAAAAUGUUAAUUUUGCUGAAAAGCAAGAUGUUCUGAUAAUCAUGAAUUCUCAGAAAAGCCUUUGGUAGCACUAGUAUUAACUCUUACCCUGCCAAAUUUCUAUAAUGAAUUGUCCAUCUUUCAAUUUGGACAGUACCAUAACUGUUAAAAGGGGUGCUUACCAAAAAGAUAUACUGACUGAAUAGCAAACAGUGCAGAUCUUGAUCAGACUGCACAGAUGUGCAGGCUGAUCAUGAUCUACACUGGUCGCAAAGACAGAAUCAAUCAUGUCCAGCAUGAUAUGGGUUAAUUUAAUCUGGCUUAACUUUUAGAAGCUUUAAAAUACAUUUUACAUAUUUGCUAUUUUAUUGAAAUACCAUAGGCUAGUUGUUAUUGUUUUGAAUUGAGUAUAUUUAUGGUUAAAGUUUGUCAAUAAGUAUUGUACAGAUUCUGUUAUAUUUGUAAAUGAUUUCUUAAAUUUUUUAUUGAUAAUGGGUGCAUCAUCUAUUGCAUAUCUGUUUAAAUACCACGUUUUAGUACCUUCAUACCUUUAUUUUCCCUUUAAGACAUUUUUAGCGGGACUGUUUGAAGAACAGGUAGAGGUGUUACACUCACCAUUGUGUUGGCAGCAGUGUCCUGUCUUGAUUAAGAUUUUGUUGGUAACGUGGUUUCUCAGUAACCACUUGCAGAAAUGGAUUCAAACUUCACACACUUGUUUACUUGGACGAUUGGUCUGAGAUCCAAUUUGCACUUUUGAAAAUCAAUGCCCUUUUUUUUCAUAUCUUAUAUUUUAUAUCUUCAGUGGAAAGGGCUUUCAAAUAGUGGAGCAUUGCUGUCCUGAGACAGCUCUUGUUUAAUUAAUCUUUACCCUGCUAAAUUUCUAAAAUGGACUGGUCCAUCAUCCAAUUUGGGCAAUACCAUUUAAAAUUCGAAGGGGUGUUGACUGACUGAAUAGCAAACAUUGCAGACCAUGAUCAGCCUGCACAGAUGUACAGGCUUAUCUUGGUCUACACUGGUGGUGAAGACAGAAUCACUUGCCGCCAGCAGGCUUAAGGUUAACAGCCAUUUGUUUGGAAACACACAUAAAUAAUGUUCAUUCCAAAAUGAGACUGUUGUUUUCUCUAUGAAAGCUCCCAAGUAGGGAGGGCAGAUAUUAUACUGAGCAUUUAUUACAUUUCACCCGACUUUUCCAUUUUGUCAAAUACCUAUAAGAAGCCAUUCCUGUUGUGUUCAUUUUGCUCAAGUUAUUGUAAAAAAUAAUUUUGUUUUAUAAUACUUUAUAUUUUGUAAUAAUUGUUCCAUAUUUAUAUCCACAAGUUGUAAUAUUUUUGUACAUAUUUGCUCAUGAUUGGGUAAACAAUCAUUUACAUAAUAUUUGAAGUCACUUAUUGUUGGAAAAAGUUCUCAUAACAUUUCAUGUAAGAUAAUAACAGUGUUCCUAAGUCAGCUUUGUACAGUACUGGUAUAGGUGAAUGGUAUGGCAUCCCUUUUCCUGCCUCAGUGUUUUUUUUACUUAACCUUUACCCUGCUAAAUUUCUAAAAUAGACUGGUCCAUCAUUCAAUUUGGGCAGUACCUCAUAUUAUUCAAAGGGAUGUUCACUGAAAAUUUACUGACUGAAUAGCAAACAGUGCGGACCAUGAUCAGGCUGCAUGGACAUGCAGGCUGAACUUGGUCUACAUUGGUCACAAAGGCAAAAUAACUUGAUGCCAGCAGGCUAAAGUUUAAACAUCUUCAUCUCUGAAAGUACUUAUCAAAAUUUCACCAAACUUGGUUUGUAGCAUCUUAGAAUGAACCUUUCUCAAGUUAUGUGUAGGAUUUUGAUUUGAUUACUAGUAUUAGGGGCCGCCUAAGCUAAAAGUAGAAAAACUUAGAACAACUUCUCAUGAACCAUGUUAUAGAUCCUCAUUUUAGGGUCUGCUAGGGCUAAAUGAUUAAAUAACUUGUCAUAAACUACGGUCUGCUAGGGCUAAAUGAUUAAAUAACUUCUCAUGAACUACAUGACAGACCUUCACCAUACCUGGUCGGUAGCAUCCUUGUAAGGAACUUUCUCAGAUUUAUUCAAAUGGGUGUUCUUUGCCACUUUUGGGGGCUGCCAGAGCUAAAUAGAAAAAACAACUUGAAAUUGACUUCUUCACUGGAACCACAUAUUGGAUAUUUACCAAACUUGGUAUGUAGCUUCCUUUUAUAGACUUCUCAAGUGUGUUCGUGGCUGCCAAAGCUGAAAAUAAAAAAACAAAAAAACUUCUCAUGGCCCAAAUGAUUUAUCUUCAUCAUCAUUGUCUUUAGCACUCUUCUGUGAACCUUUCUGAAAUUUGUUCAAUGAUUAUGCUUGGUUCCUUUUAGGGUCUGCCAGAGCUGAAAAUAAAAAAAGUCCUUGAACAUCUUGUGAACAACUUGCUUCAUCGCCACUUAAGUUUGUCUGUAGCGUCUGUGUUUGAACCUCCCAUUUGGUUCCCCUUAGGUCAUUUUAAAGGCAGCCAAAGCCAAAUCCAGAAAAUUUAUAUUAGGUGACUGACAAAAAAUCUUAUCUUCUGUUCUCAGUGUACCAGGCUGAUACAAAAGUUGUUUGGUUAUAGAAAGAACUUGAUUAUUGCCUAAAUGGUAAAGCAUAAAGCACUGUUCUUAUUCACCAUUCAUGUUUGAUACAUUUCCAUAUAAUGAUGUCACAUUUUUCAUUGGUGUAUCAACAUUUUGUGAAUUUAUUUUGUUAAUGCUAAAACUUGUAAUAAGUAAAAUGUUGAAGUGCACAUAAGAGGCAUAUACAUGUAAUGUUUGAAAUUUGUGUAUUUUUGUGAAUUGUAAAAAAAAAUGUUAAUGUUGAUCUUUCAAGCUUAAAAGAUUUUUCUUAAAUAUAGCAACAGUUUAAUAUGUCUGUAUAAAGUCACUGUUAUUAUAAAUGGGGAAUCUUUGGCAGUUUGUGUAUAGAUAUGAAAUCUCUAUACUGGUACUGAUGAUAAACCCGGACAGAUGAUAAAGUCGACCACCUUGGAAAUAUUUGAUUGCAAUCGGUUAUUUAUAAAAUUGAACACGCCAUCUAACAGUUUCCAUUUACAACACCAACUGGUGUAAAUAAAAACAAAAUUGGUAAAUAUUCUGUAUAAAUAAAUGACUUACAUUUAUCUGUAUAAAAAAUAUUUAUCCAAAAUUACUGGGGAUGAGCCUGUUUUUUUGCGCAUGCUCACUGUCGCCACAUGAAGGCCUGACAUUGGGUCACUUUUCAUUACUUGAUCAGGAAUGACGGUUGCAGCGUUUUGGGGAAAGUUUCAAUAUAAUACUACGAAGAAAAUUUUGUAAGUGACAAAGUGUUCGAAUUUAUCAUCAGUCAACCUGCUUACAGUCCCCAUUUUACAAACCCCUUUCAGGGCCUCACUUCAUGUGAGUUUGCUAACUAAAUAUAAAUUUGAAUUAUGUAAAGUUUUCAGCAGAUGUUAAGCUUUAUUUUGAUACUGACCAUUGAUUACAAUUUGCAGAAAUAAAAAAGUUACAGGUAAAAAACCUCAUUUUCUGUUCGGGUUUAUCAUCAGUACCAGUACACACAACUGGGAACAAAUUGAAUAAAAGGAAGAUAGAUUUGCUACUCAUGAUUGUUCGCUCUAUGAUACUAUUUGUUUUAGAUUAUUCGCUUAAACAAUAAAUUAUUAAAAUACCCUCAGUACCUUUAAUAAAAUAUCAGAAUACUUAAAUGAACUGUGUCAUUAAGGGCAUACCAUUUUUUUGCAGAUUAAAUAUUUAUACUAGUACUUAGUUGUUGACAUUUUGUGUAAUCAAAUGCGCAACUUCUUUAUAUAAAAUAAAAUGAAAACUAUGUGGGCAUGUCAAGGAUUUUGUUACAGAACACAACUUGUACUGAACAGAUUGUUUCAUCUUUAAUAAUGCAUAGAAAAUUAAUCUGUUAGGAAGGCAUUUGAGUAUUACUAGCAUGUUGUUAUAUUUUCUUGUCCUUUGGGUUUGUGGAAUACAUUCAGUUUUAGUAAGUGCUCUGUGGCAUGAGUAGUAUUGCAUAUUUCAUUACCUCUUAUGAAUAAGACUCAUUCAAACCAGUCUGAUAUUAUUUCUUCUGUUCUGGAGGAUCUUCUUACAAAUUUUAUUUGAUUCUUUUGUAUCCUACUGUAAAAGCACAUAUUUCCGCUUGGUCAAAAUUUCGCGGUUUAAUAUUCGCGAAAUUGUAAAAAUGGUAUCCUACUUGAAUUUGAAUUAUACUAAUGGUGAAAAUUUACGCAAGGAUUAAUUUUCACAGGAUAAAGGGCCUCGCAAAUAUAGCGAAAAUUAAACCCUCGCGAAUAUUUCUGCUUUUACAGUAUGACUUUUAUGAUAAGAAUUCUACUCAAAUGUUUAUUUUGUUGCCUCAGGAUGAAACUGUAGCAAUUGUUCCUAAUUUAUAAACAAUUGAUUCUCAUUAACUGUGUGAUGUGGUAGUGCAAUAGUUAAACAUUUUACACUUUUACCUCAUUUUUGUUUGUUUCAUAACUCUGUGAUGUUUCAAUUAUUGUUAAAGUGUUGGUUGACCUACUCAUAAACUUGAAAGAGUUUGUAGAUUGCAUAUCUUUGGUAUAGAUCUUUGUUAUUAAGUAUGUUCAGUUUUCGAUGUAAACCCUUACCCUGCUAAAUUUCUAUAAUGAACUUGUCCAUCUUCCAAUUUGGACAGUACCAUUAACUGUUAAAAGGGGUGCUUAUCAAAAAGAUACUGACUGAAUAGCAAACAGUGCAGAUCAUGAUCAGACUGCAUGGAAGUGCAGGCUGAUCAUGAUCUACACUGGUCGCAAAGGCAGAAUCAGUCGUGUCCAGCAUGAUAAGUGUUAAGCAAUCGAUCAAGAGUGCCAUGAUUCUGCGAGUAUAAGACGCACAUUUUUUACUUGUCCUCUAAAAUCUGAUUGGUUUUUCCUGAACACAAUUUUGAAGUUCCCAAGAUGUCCAGGUUGUAUUUUGUGAAUGGCCUAUUAACCUUUUAUGUUUUUACAUCGUUAAGAAACACAAUUUUCAUCAGGUAGGGGAACAAAUAGUUUAAGUCAUUUUGAGAACACUGUCUUUUUAAGUAGACCUGGAAUUCAGCUGCCAGAUUUCAUCUAAUUUUGUUUGGGAUUGGGGAGGAUAUUGUAGGUUUUUGAAUACUGUGUUUCUACUGAUUCUCUGGUCCAUUUGGUUUAUUAACUAUAUAAGAAAUGCAAUGAAGUCACUACUAGUGAUUAAGUUAAAGAGAAGGGAGUGUUAGCUUUUAUAUACAAAUGGUAUGCUACAUUACCUACAACCCUUUAAAUUAACUCUUUUAGAUUUUUCAGUGACAUUUUUCUAAACUUAAAAUUGUAACACCACCAUUUUUAUCAAGCAUGCACUAGGAACAUGCAGAUUUCGAUAGAAUGCUACAAAUACAAACUAGAUUUCAAAAAAUGUAUGAUGCCAUGGAGACAAGGCACAACAGACACACAAUGACAGAAGAAUUAGGACUCUUUAUAUUUUGACUAUUACCAGUGUCUAGAUAUUUUUGAAAGGCUGUAUGAGCACAGAAAAAAUAAGGAAUUUUCCAUGUGGUUUGUCAACUAGCAUUUAGUAUUACCUUUCAAUUAGGCCAUAAAGUUGAUAAACUUCUGUCAUGUUGUUUGCCGAUACUAGCAUGUCAUCUACAGAGGAAUCUGUUAUACAUGUACUUAAAGCCUGUAUUAAGCAGUCAGUCAAUGAAGUUACACAGUCUGGCUUCUUAAGGCAGAUAGCUGCUUUAGACAAGUGGAAAUCAGAACAAAAAUUGUCAGGUUGCCAAGGUAGGUGACUGGCCGCAAAAGGCAAGCGGCUGUUUAAUACAGGUGACUGGUAAGACAGGUUCAGCUGUAUAUAUAAACAACAUUUUAUAUUGCUUUACAAAAUAAUCUCUUUUUAUAUAUAAACAAUUUAACAUUUUUUAUAUUGCAUAAAUGUAGGUCUGUGUUUUGUUGUGUUUAUUUAUAUAUUUAAUGUACGCAUUGAUUGUACAAAUACUAACUGUUAUGAAGUUUAUGAAACUGAAUUGUUUUUGAUCGAGUAAUAAAAGGUGAAACUUUUUAAUAA
This is a messenger RNA of Mercenaria mercenaria, 12225 nucleotides long. RefSeq names its product potassium channel subfamily T member 2-like. Gene Ontology annotation, cellular component: membrane. Gene Ontology annotation, molecular function: intracellular sodium-activated potassium channel activity. Gene Ontology annotation, biological process: potassium ion transport. The record is from RefSeq and is a predicted model, not a curated record. The transcript has 31 exons. Lineage: Eukaryota; Metazoa; Mollusca; Bivalvia; Venerida; Veneridae. Bases 546 to 4439 code for a protein of 1297 amino acids.